Oncorhynchus kisutch (coho salmon) is the source of this 2451-nucleotide messenger RNA. RefSeq names its product syntaxin-binding protein 6. Gene Ontology annotation, molecular function: phosphatidylinositol-4,5-bisphosphate binding. The coding region runs from base 316 to 1059 and encodes 247 amino acids. The record is from RefSeq and is a predicted model, not a curated record. The transcript is spliced from 7 exons. NCBI's taxonomy places the organism in Eukaryota, Metazoa, Chordata, Actinopteri, Salmoniformes, Salmonidae. Gene Ontology annotation, biological process: regulation of SNARE complex assembly; exocytosis; Golgi to plasma membrane transport. Gene Ontology annotation, cellular component: exocyst; plasma membrane.
GUGACUAGCGGUUUGGAAGACUUGCUGAGAACCUGCUGCUGCUUUUCUAUCGAGACUGCAGUUGUUGCUCCGCGAGCGAUAGAGACGCUCUGUCUUUCCUUGAAAUACGACUGUUGAGCGAAAUUAGGCUACUUCCAUGUCAAAAACGAAAUGCUACCUUUCAAUUUGAUUAGAUAACAGGAACGAAUUGACAAGUAAAAAGUACAUUGACUCACGGUAAUAACCUUUGACACUUGGAACAGUGUCAAACGAGAAGUGAGAAGAGCUAACGACCUCCCCUAUCCCCCUCUCUCUACGACUUUUACCUCCCCUGAGAUGAGUGCCAAGUCAGCCAUCAACAAAGAGGUGUUCACACCCCACGAUGAGAAGAUGCUGGUGGCUGUGCAGGUGAAAAGGAGGACCAAGAAGAAGAUCCCCUUCCUGGCUACUGGAGGACAGGGAGACUACAUGACCUUCAUCUGCCUCUCAGUGACGAAUAAAAAGCCGUCCCAUGUGUCCAUCACCAAGGUGAAGCAGUUCCAGGGCUCCUUGUCCUUCAGUAAGAGGUCAAUGUGGACCAUCGACCAGCUGAGACAGGUCAACGGCUGUGACCCCAACCGAGACUGUCCGGAGUUUGACUUAGCGUUCGACAAUGCCUUUGACCAGUGGGUGGCUGGUUCGGCCGGCGAGAAGUGCACCUUUAUCCAGAUCCUCCACCACACCUGCCAGCGCUACAGCUCUCAGAGCAAGCCAGAGUUUGUCAACUGUCAGCCCAAACUGCUGGGAGACGAUGAAACUGUAGAUUCAGUCGUUUUCCGUUGCAAGGUCUUUUUGAACAGAAUGAGGAAAGAAGUUGUUAUAAACGGUCGACGGCAAGGUCGGCAUCUACUUUUACAAGGUAACAGUAUACUCCACUCGGCAGCAGACAGUGUGACCAGCGCUGUACAGAAGGCCAGCCAGGCGCUGAACGAGCGAGGGGAGCGCUUGGGCAGGGCUGAGGAGAAAACAGGGGAGAUGAAGAACAGUGCUGAGCAGUUCGCCGUCACUGCACACAAGCUGGCCAUGAAGCAUAAAUGUUAAACUUUGAGGAGAGGGGUCCACCAAGCGUGCCAGACGCCAUAGGGCAGGUGUCAGAUUGUAUUAUUUGUAUUUCUUGUAACGAAGGUAACAUUUAUUUGUUUCUAACGAAGAUCUGAUGAUGAGGAGGGGGGAGAGAAAGAGGGAUGGAACACAGAUGAGACAGUUGAGAGCAAAUGUUUCACGGCUAACUCUUCUUUUACUCCCUCCAUUGCUCCCAAAGUACUCCUUGACCUUACUGUGACAAACCAUGGAAAUGACUGACUAUGGUCACUGCCCUCCCCACCCCAACACACACACACACACCACCGUCCAAAUCCCCCUAAAAGGAACAGGUCUUCAACUCCCUCAAAGAAGUGACUUUACAUACGGUGCUGGAAGAGGAGAAUAUAACUGCAGCAGAGUGUAUGACAUGACACAUGCAUUUCAUAUGAUGGCUAUUUUACUGUACAGAGUCAGCAAUGUACACCCCAGUAUGUGAACAUCAACUUGUCUAAAGGAGAUGAGCUCUUCACUCUCUUUUGUCGUUUGACUAUUUGGCAUCAUAUUGUUUUGAAAAGCUCAUUGGUGCAUACAUUCAUUUCAGAUGUAAUAUUAGCCAAAUGUGUGGAGGACAUUCAUGUGGCUUCUAAAAACUACUGCUGCAAGCUUACAUUUCAACCAAUAUGGUAUGUUUUCCAAGUUUAAUAUUCUGCAAAACAGUCUGUGAGCUAUUCAUUAAAGUGACCCAGGGUUCAGGUGCAUGGUCUACCAAAAUACACUUUCAUUAUAAAAGGUUGAAUAAAACCCACACAGAAAAAACAAGUAUUUAGGCUUCAAUGUUGGUAUUUCUUAGGUGUUAUUGAAGCACUUGGCUGUAUGGACGAGAUCAGACGGUUUAUUGUAAGGUAAGAGACUACAGUAUCAUUGUAAAUUAGCUAGUGUAACAAGCUUAUAAGACUGUAAUCAGAUCAUUCUACCACCAUUUGCAAUGUAAUUGGUGUCGAAUCAUCCCUGUAAAUAUCAUUUGGAUUGUAACCCUUUCAACUCCAACCUUGGUCACAUCUUGUACUUAUAGUUUAACUUGUGUUUAUAUAAAGUUUUUUGUUCUGAUAUGUAAAACAGCAUAUUGACACAUCAUCACUUGCAGCAUUGUACAAUAUUGGUCUGCAUUCACUGUGUAACCGUGGCUUCCUUACAAGCAAUUUGAAGCAACUAAACCCCCCGCAGUGUGGAUAUGUCUUGUUUAUUACGCUUAUAUUUUGGAUUUGUCCAACCGUCAUAAUGCACUGACAACCUUACCUUGCAGCGAGCACCGUUAAGUUCUUACUGAAAUUCUAGUUGACUUAAAUUCUAAUCCGCUUCAUCCUUACAUUUUGGAUGUUCAUUGUUUUAAUAAAAAAAUAUUGAAAGUAA